This is a messenger RNA of Pelodiscus sinensis (Chinese soft-shelled turtle), 6424 nucleotides long. NCBI's taxonomy places the organism in Eukaryota, Metazoa, Chordata, Testudines, Trionychidae. The record is from RefSeq and is a predicted model, not a curated record.
AAGAGUGCUCAGAGACCGAUCCCCUCUGGUGGUGACUUGGGCCAUCCUUUUAGACGUCUGCUGAGAACUCUCCAUCUCCCAGCUCUCAGAAUGUCAGUGCUGAUUGGCCGGCCAGGUGGCUAUUGCCUGAGAAGACUCAAGUUUUUUUGUUCUCUUUAAGCCCAAACAAAUAAGCCACAAGCAAGCCUGUUUGAUGGAUUGCGCUGCUUCUCUGCAAUCAUCUCGGUGCAGUUCCUGAUUCACUCUAAUGUGCCAGUUCUUCUUCAAUACUUGCUGAAUAAUGAUUAUGAACAAUUGUUGAUCUAUAGCGCGUUUGAGAGCACUUCAUCGGGUAUAAAAGGCAAGGGAAGGCAUUGCCUUCUCAAAACAGCAGCCUGGCCCACCCAUUCUCCGCCCCCAGAAUGCCUACUGUACGCAUAUUGGGGGGGGAGUGUAGCUGCCCCCGAGUGCCUGCACUCCCUGUGUUCCCGGGGAGGCUGAGGCUGUGCACCCUCCUCCCUUGCCAUGCUGCUGGGAGGGGCGGCUUUGCUGUUUUGGGGCAGGGCCUGGACAGAAGAGAGGGGCCUGGGGUCGGGGCUAGGGACUUGCUUCCCCCAGUCCUACUUUCACCCACCAUCCAUGCACUUUAUACUGAUCAGUCAAUGAAUCACUAGGGGUUGGAGCAGAGGAGUGGGUGUGUCAGUGACAUCACAAAGGCCUGUUGCAGGACCUCAGCCUAUUGGGGGACAGCGGUGGGGAGGUGGUGACCUCACAGAGAGACUCUGACAUCAGCCAGGCAGGACAGAGGUGGAAGGCGGGGCGACUUCAGAGACACCCCCCCUUAAGGCUUGGUGAGGGGCCGCCCCAAAGGGGUGGGGCUGGAACUGCUCUGAGACCCUUUUCCUGUGGUGGUGACCUGGGCCAUCUUUUGGGAUGCCUGCUGAGACCCCUCAGUCUCCCACCUCCAGCAGAGGGACCUGGGGAGAGACUCCGGACCCGGGGGAGAUUGGGAGCUGACGGUAAAAUGCUGAGGGAGCCCCCCCUUACCUUCCAUUAGAGCUCAGCACAGUUCCCCAAACUACAGAGCUCAGUGGCUUCACUGCGACUGUCCAUCAGUGACCCAGCCAUGGACACUGGCUGGCAGGGAGGGGAUCUACCGGCUCUACAAACAGCUGCUCUGCCAGAGGUAAGGAAACCCCCUGGGACAUGGGCCCCAGUAGAAAAGUGACUCUGACAGAAGCCGGCAAUGGGACCCCAGAAGAAACGAUCCACCUGCCCUGUGAGACUGUCCCCCACCCCCCGGGUAAUUGAAACUCACCAUAUUCUCUGACAUUGGCCCCAGCUGGAGGAUGAGUCUGUCUCUCUCCUUCUCCCCCUGCUCCAUUUAGGAUCAACCCCCCUCCCCAGGCACCAAGGACACUCCACCCACCCUAGGGAGCCCUGCUACUCUGUGGGGCCAGGGAUGCACCACAAUGGGAGUGGAAGAACACGGCCACCAACACCGGACCGAGCAAUUGGACACCGAGAAGCUGGUUUGGAGUAAAUAACCAAGCAAGAAACAAAACCACUCAUCAAAGGCAACAGACCUGGGUCGUCAGCAGAUGGAAUCGAACCUGUGACCUCAGGGACUAAAGCCAUGAAUUGCUACUGCAUGAACUAAAAGCUAACUGCUUUGCAGCAAAGGCUGGAGGGUGAACCUCAUUCUUCCUUCUCUGUGGGCUCAAUGCCUCUUAGGACACAGGAAUUCCGAGGAGGGAAAGAACAUGGCUGCUCACCAAUUCACCAAACGCACGGGGUCCAAGCAAGCCGAUUGAGCCUGGAGCGCCAGACCGUAGGAGGCCACGAAAGCAGCCAAGCACCUCACCUGGCAAAUGUGAGGACCUCAGCUCCGCGUUAAUCAAGCUGAUGCACGCGCAGAAAGGGAGCUCACAUCGACACUCGGAUGAAUGCAUUUUGAACUCAGAACAAGCUGGGGCAAGUGAACCACAGAACGGUUACGUGGCUUGGUCAUGGCUAUGCCAGAUUUGGGAAGAGAAUCCAGGAGACCUGAAUUCCCAUCCUCUGCACUAACUACUACAUCACACUGCCUCGGCGUCAAAACAGAAUGAAGGUCUAGCAGUGGGGUCUUUGCCCCGGGCGGGCCGGCUUCAGGAUGGAUUCUCUCUUCCCCGCCCAUAUUCUGGAAGACCCUGACCUGAGGAAACUGCUGAACGACUCCUCCAUGUUCAACCUGAGCUUCCCCAGGAAUUGGUUUAACAACGGCACCGGGGACAGCUUCCUGCCGCUGGGCAUCAAGAUCACCAUUGUGGUGGUCUACUCCAUCGUGUGCAUCGUAGGCCUGGUGGGCAACUGCUCGGUCAUGUAUGUGAUCAUCAGAUUCACCAAGAUGAAGACAGCCACCAACAUUUACAUCUUUAAUCUUGCCCUGGCCGAUACCCUGUGCCUGAUUACCUUGCCCUUCCAGGGUACGGACACGUUCCUUGGGUUCUGGCCCUUUGGAAACGCCCUCUGCAAGAUCGCCAUCUCCAUCGACUACUACAACAUGUUCACCAGCACUUUCACCCUGACGAUGAUGAGCGUGGAUCGCUACAUUGCCAUCUGCCACCCCAUCAAAGCACUGGAUAUCCGCACCCCGCACAAGGCCAAAGUGGUCAACAUCUGCAUUUGGGCCUUGGCUUCAGUCUUUGGGAUCCCAGCUAUGGUGAUGGGCUCAGCUGAGAAUGAAAAUAAUGAGAUUGAUUGCCUAAUUAAGCUGCCUACACCUGUGGAUUACUGGGAUCCAGUCUUUGGCGUUUGUGUCUUUCUCUUCUCCUUCAUGAUCCCUGUGUUGAUCAUCACCAUUUGCUACAGCCUCAUGAUCCGGCGUCUUAAGAAUGUCCGCGUCCUGUCGGGCUCCAAGGAGAAGGAUCGGAACCUGCGCCGUAUCACUCGAAUGGUCUUGGUGGUGGUUGCUGUCUUCAUUAUUUGCUGGACCCCCAUUCAGAUUUUCGUGUUAGUCCAGUGCCUGGGCGCCAAGGCUGAGAGCGAGCUCGAGUUAGCCAUCUCCUGCUUCUGCACUGCCCUGGGCUAUGCCAACAGCAGCUUGAACCCUGUCCUCUAUGCCUUCUUGGAUGAGAACUUCAAGACAUGCUUCAGAAAGUUCUGCUUCCCCACUGCCUUCAGAACGGAGCUCCAGAUGUCCAACCGGAUGUGCAGCAUCGCAAAGGAUGUGGUUUAUGCCUGCAAGAACUCAGAGGGGACUAACAAUCCCGCAUGACUAGGCAUGGAACUGCCCAUGGUGCCUGUCAGCCAGCAAAGCCCAACGACCCCCACCUCGGAGCUAACUCAGAUCACAGCUGUGUAACAGGAGCUUUCUGACCCAGCAUUGGAGACUGGACUCCUCGGAGGCCAUCUGGGGUCUGGGCAAAUUAAAGAACUGCAAGAGCAUGCAGAUAAGUGAGCCAUUUGACAUCUUUCUAAUUGCACCAUUCUCCCAGUUAAGUACUAUAUUUCAACUUAACCCCCCCUGAAGUCUUAUGAGCCACUAAUGUCAUGCACUUUGCAUACGGUUCUAAAGAAUUCAGGCAUUCAAGAGUCAAACUCAGACUUCGCUCUUGAGGGUUCUUUUGCCGUCGAGGCUGGAAAGCAGACAGAAUGCUAAACAACUUUCCUUGCCUGAGUUAUUUCAGUGGAUCAUCAAAUACUAUGGGUUGCCAUGUGCUGGGGUAUGAAUUUUAUUCCAGCCACGUCUCUCUGAAAUGAGGCUUCGCUGACGCCAAGGGGAGGAAGAGCAGUGAAACAAAACAAAGAUCAUUUCCAGAAUUACUUAUGAUGGGUUGUUUGUGCGUGUGGGGGUGGGGAGAGUUUAGACACGCCAACCAGAGAAGAAAGAAGAUUAGACAGCGACACUACACGGCUGGAUAGCUCAACUCGCAGCCACUCCAGGGGAAGUGGGCAGCUAGCACUGAAGGAACGCACAAAAUCAAAUCCUACCCUGCAGAGGUGCAGGGCAGGGCAUAUUGAGGGGUGUGACAGGACUAAAAAAUGACAACCAGCUCAGAAGGGGUGGAAGGUGAGACAAAUCAAACCAAUGUCAAUUCAGAGGAAAGAGCUGCGAUUGCUUUUUCUAUAUUUUCAUUGUAACAAUGGAUUGCACUUUGUGUGUGGGUGUUUGUGUAGGUGUGUCUAUGCUCUCAUAUCAAUAUAAAUAUAGAAUUAAUAUUUCAACUUGCCAGACAUUUCCCAGAGACAGUUCCCGAUGGAGUCGAGAUGAAAGGUGACAUCGAUGGAGCGGCUUAAGAUGAGAAGACGUUUCUAGUUAUUUAUUGUGAUGGCUGUCCUGAAGAAAGCCCUGCUAUUUUGACAGCAAGACAGCUGAAAAUGCACCAGGUUCUUCUGUUCUCCUCCCUCCUGCUCUCUGUAGUAUGGACAAACAGUUCUAUAAGCCGACUGGCUGAAUGGGGUGGCAGACUGAAUUCUGGAAGAUGGAGCCUUCUGGGCAUACUCCUCCAAUCAGUUCAUGGGUCCCACUGUUCAGUUGUGCAUUGAUUUUGUAUCACAACAGACAGUGACCUAAGAACAUAAGAACGGCUGUACUGGGUCAGACCAAAGGUCCAUCUAGCCCAGUAGACUGUCUGCCGACAGUGGCCAGCACCAAGUGCCCUGGAGGGGGUGGACCGAAGAUAUCGAUCAAGCGAUUUGUCUCCUGCCAUCCGUCUCCAGCCUCAAACAGAGGCUAGGGACAUCAAGUGAAAUCAUCUGCCCUGUUGCGUCAUUCAAAAAUUAAUAAAUUAAUUCUAUAUUUAUGAGGAAUAAACCACUCGGCUUUCCCUCCACGGUGCCUGUGAAAGUGGAACCUUUUCCUUCUGUAGCACUAGAGAUCAGGAGACUCUUGGGAGGAGCAGGGAGAAGGCCAAAAGCUUCCUGACUGGCUGAAAGCAAUGGGGCUUUUUUAAAAAGUUUGAGAUGGGCAGUGGUAGGCUCCAAAGGAAAGAGGCAGCAAUUCUUGCACUUCAUCCCGAUUGUACAGAUUUCCGUGUGCUCUGUUCUGCAAAAUGAUGUAUUUUUAAUGUGUUGAUAUGCUGACAUUUUGAUGCUGCGCUGUUCUUUAUAUAUGCUGGAUGAGAACAGUGUUAUCUUUCUAUGUAAAAUGUUUCUCUCUUGGCAAGGCUUGGAGUACAAUUAAAAUUCCUAAGUCACGCACCUAGGAACCAGACCAGUUGUAAACUAUGUGAAAUUGUGCAUGGGCUAGGAUCCAGAAGGAAUCUCUAGCGUUUGUCAUGGGAUGUAAAGGGACUCAGUAGAAAACUUGAAAUUAUUAUUUUCUGUUAAGAAUUGAGGGGGGGGGAAACGACAGGCCCAGAAAGUAUUUUGCAAUGCUACUCCCCAAACAAUUGCACUAGCAAUGAGGGUUGAUGUGAUUACCCAGGAUAAAAUAUGAAGCAUGCAGAGGAGUAACACAUUAAAACAACAUAUCUUAAAGCCAUUGCUGGCAAUUUACAUUCAUACCUUUGGAAGAUAAAAGUAAGUUUUCUUUUGUGUUGUCUUUUUAAUGCAUGUAAUAACAAUACUACUAUUCAUUGAGGAAUCUUGACUUUACGUAACCAUUGGCCAUCGCCUCCAUUGACAUGGUCACGUCUUGUACACAACGUGUAAAGAGAUUGAAAUGAAUGCACAAUCAGAAGUGUUAUGCAAGGACCUAGCCAAAGGAGAUUUUUGACAGCAGAGGGUUCAGUUAGUGCCUGAUAAAAGGGUCCCAAUGAACUCCUUUUAUAGUUCUUGGUGGGAUUAUUAAUUAUUUUUACAGAGCUUUUUAAAGAACAACUCUGUGGUUCCUUCGAUCAUUUAAGAUGACACACACAGAUGUAUGUAUUUAUGUUAAAAGUUAGGUGGCUUUUUUAAAUAGAAAUGCAUUUGUUAUCUUAGCCGAUGCGCAACAAUCCUACGGAAACAACGUACUCAGUAAAUGUCUGCCUACUUAGCUUUUGGAUGAUUUGUGGCCUUUGCUGUGAGUGUGUUAUGCGUUCUGAUUGAUGCUUGAUGGAAUUUACUCAAAGAAGAGCAACUCUGAUGACUAUAGAAGCUUUAUGGUACGGUGCCUCUGGAAAGAAAGGACUGGCUGAAAUGCAAGCUUGUUAGUUGUCUUCUGAAAUGGUUGUGCUGGUAUAAUUGAGCUUAUGACUAUUGCAAUAUAAAUGGCAUUUUCCUGUGUGGUUACUCGUGCUUUAAUAAAGGAAAAUAAACUCCUGCACUUGGAACGAUGUAGAAUGUGAUGGCUUAAUUCUGCGACCUGCCUGGUUGAUGCCACAGUGAAACUACUGGACUAUUUGCACUUUAACACAUCAGUUUAUUUAUAGGAUAGUAGCCAUUUGUGAGUCAAUCCCAGUCAGUAAUAUUAAUGCCCGUGGAAGUCAAUGGGAGUUUUUUGAUGCUGUCUUCACUUGACGCAAGGCAACCUAGAUACAGC